UAAUUCCUCUCCACUAAUAAUUAUUAUCUCCACAUCAUUCAGAUUUAAUAAAUAAUUAACCAACAUGCUGGGCAUUGGGUAGUAAAAUCUCCCCUAUAAUUAUUUAAGGGUUAUUCUCUUAAAAAUUUUAAUUUCGUCAAUCUGACGAGUGACAACUGCACAUAUACACUUGGGAUUAGUGACAGAGAGAAACUGACAUUCAUGAAAUGGGGUCUUCUUCUGGAUCGAAGUCCAGCAAUGGCGACGUAAAAUUACUAUGUUUCGAAAUUGGCUACUUCAAUACGACGACACAAUUCAUUAUUUGCUCAAUCGGUGUCUUCAUAUUCUUCAUUUUAUAUGGCUACUUUCAGGAACUUAUUUUCACCCUGCAAGACUUCAAACCUUAUGGAUGGUAUCUCACCUUUGUACAGUUCAUCUUUUACUCAAUUUUUGGACUGAUUGAGACGCAGAUUCGAAAUGACCGUCAUAGAAAAAUACCGUUGAAGACGUAUGCACUACUUGCCCUUCUGACAGUUGGAACAAUGGGCUUCAGCAACGCGUCCCUUGGACAUUUAAACUAUCCUACCCAAGUCAUCUUUAAAUGUUGCAAACUUAUUCCUGUUCUAGUAGGAUCCGUGCUAAUUCAAGGAAAGAAAUAUGCACCACUAGAUUACUUUGCUGCGAUGAUGAUGUGUGUUGGCCUAAUAUGGUUUAUAUUGGCAGACUCUAAGCUUUCGCCAAUAUUCGACAUGAUAGGUUUGUUUCAAAUAAGCAGUGCCUUAUUUUGUGAUGCAGCGAUAGGAAACGUUCAAGAGAAAGCAAUGAAAGCUCACCAUGCAUCUAAUGCAGAAAUUGUCUUAUAUUCGUAUUUCAUUGGAGUGUUUUACAUUCUUCUCUAUCUGCUUGGUUCAGGAGAUUUCCUGCCGGCUUUCAAUGUGUGCCUUGAGCACAAAUUGGAAACCUAUGGGUAUGGCUUUAUUUUUUCACUCACGGGAUAUAUUGGGAUUCAAAUCGUACUACAAUUGGUCAGAACAGGUGGUGCGUUUGCCGCCGUAACAGUUACAACCUGUAGAAAAGCAGUUACUAUAAUAAUUUCGUUUUUAGUUUUCCAAAAACCCUUUAGUUUCCAGUACGUAUACUCUGGAGCGAUAGUAGUAGGAGGUAUUUAUCUUAAUUUGUAUUCUAAGAGUCAUCCAGAUUUUUCAAUUACAAAAUGGCUCGACGAAGCAAAAUUAAAAUUCAUACAUCGACAGUCUUACAAAAAAUUUGUUCAAGAUGUGUGAAAAUAUUUUUAUUUGGAUAGCUACAAUAAUUUUAAAAAAAUAGUACGAUUUGCAAUUUUAUAACUUUUGUUUUAUAUGUAUGUAUUAACGAAGCGGUACUGUAAUCUGUGAUACGUUCGAGUAAGACGAAUAAAUUUGUCUUCUUAGAAUUCCGA
Molecule: messenger RNA, 1417 nt
Organism: Folsomia candida
Lineage: Eukaryota; Metazoa; Arthropoda; Collembola; Entomobryomorpha; Isotomidae
Gene: Papst2
Product: adenosine 3'-phospho 5'-phosphosulfate transporter 2
Exons: 8
Coding region: 207-1262 (351 amino acids)
Biological process (GO): transmembrane transport
Cellular component (GO): Golgi membrane; endoplasmic reticulum membrane
Molecular function (GO): 3'-phosphoadenosine 5'-phosphosulfate transmembrane transporter activity
Source: RefSeq, a predicted model, not a curated record